GUGGCGCCCGCGCGCCCUCUGCCUGCCGGCGGGAGCUAUAUCCGGGUGCACAGCAUCGGCAGCCGCUGACGGCAGCGUGCAAGGCCAGGCGAGGCGCGCGGGAGGCACUCAUCGUCCUUUUGGGCGGCAGCUCGCAUGGCCGUACGGGGCAGUGGGGGCACGACGCAUGCAGCCUGACACGAAAUCUAGCAGUAAGCGCACAUUGUAUGCUAAGCCCAGCGAGUACCGGCCAUUCCAAGCUCUGCUCGAUCUGGAUAUGAUCUGCUUUUGAUCAUCCAUCAUCCAUUCACCGACGACAUCGAUCUCUUCCCGACGUGCUCAGCCAGCUCGAUCGCUUCUAUCAGCAGGCCAUCGGCGUGCUCGAUCGCUUACUUCUCAAAUGCCAUCCUCCGGCAGUACUAGUGCUUCGCCUCCCAGCAAUGGCCAGACUAUGGCAGAUCGAAUCUGCUGGAUGUAUCUUGGGAAUCGUACUAGUCUUCAGUUCGUGAAUGGUCUUCAAUCUUUUGUGACAGCUGCACAGACAGAUAUGUCGAAUGGACAUAAGUCAUCAGUGUGGUGUCCAUGCAUUGAUUGUAAGAAUGAAAAGCAAUUCUUGGAUUUGGAUGUAAUCAAUGAACAUCUAAUAAUUCGAGGAUUCAUGGAUGACUAUACAUGUUGGAACAAACAUGGAGAAGAAGGUGUCAAUCACCGAGACCAAGUGCAGGCUGCUGGUCAACAGUAUGGCGAGGAUGGCCUCCAUGAAACUGAUAUCGGUCGUGAUGAUGAGGAAGCACCAUUUGACAAUCAAGAACUUUGUGAUGAUGAUGUAACAGAUAUAGCUGUGAGCUUUGAUGAAGACCAACUUGCUGAGAAUCUAUAGGAGAUGUUGCGUGAUGCCUUUGGCUUUGAUAAGCGUACUGAUGCAGAGUUAAAGAAGUUGGAACAACUUAAGAAUGAUAUGAAGACCCCACUGUAUCCGAAUUCCAAGAGGUAUAACAGGUAGUCUGGUUCGCUAAAGCUUCUCCAAUUGAAGGCAUCAAAUCAUUGGACUGAUGAUGGCUUCAAAAAAUUGCUAGAAGUGCUUACAGAUAUGUUUCCUGAGGGAAAUGUGAUACCCAAGACUACAUAUGAGGCUAAAAAGAUUAUUUGUCCAGUGGGAUUGAAGUUUGAGAAAAUUGAUGCUUGCAAGAAUGACUGCAUCUUGUACCAUGGUGACAAUAAAGAGGCCACACAAUGCCCCAACUGUCAGACCUCUCGUUACAAACAUAGAAGUGAUAUGGGUGUUGACGGCAUGAUGAUGCGUCAUAAAGUUCAUAGGAAGGUUGUAUGGUACUUCCCUAUAAUCCCUCGCCUCAAACGAUUGUUUGCAACCUCUAAGGACGCACAUCUAUUGACUUGGCACUCAGAUAGCCGCAAGGUUGAUGAUUGUAUACGACACCCAGCAGAUGGUAUUUAGUGGCGAUACAUUGAUUCCAUGUAUAAGUCUUUUUUUGAUGAACCAAGGAA
Molecule: messenger RNA, 1485 nt
Organism: Sorghum bicolor (sorghum)
Lineage: Eukaryota; Viridiplantae; Streptophyta; Magnoliopsida; Poales; Poaceae
Exons: 3
Coding region: 380-859 (159 amino acids)
Source: RefSeq, a predicted model, not a curated record